Messenger RNA from Oryzias latipes (Japanese medaka), 1400 nucleotides. Its product is annotated as claudin-4-like. Gene Ontology annotation, cellular component: membrane; bicellular tight junction. NCBI's taxonomy places the organism in Eukaryota, Metazoa, Chordata, Actinopteri, Beloniformes, Adrianichthyidae. Gene Ontology annotation, molecular function: structural molecule activity. The record is from RefSeq and is a predicted model, not a curated record.
CGGAGGGCAGACAUUUGUGAACUCAAAGCAGAUUUGGAGAUUUGCAUGAGAGGAUGUUCCGUCUGUCUCUCCUCAAGAAUCCAUUGUCUUUCUUUAGCCUCAUUUAUAAUCUGUGAGUGUUGGUCUAACAUUUUAACCCAACACAGAACAGGAAAAUCUUUGCGGUCUUCUAAAAGAGUUUUUCGUUUUCGAGUUUUUGGACUCCUGUUUGCUGCCAUACAAAGAGGAAUCAUGUCGAUGGGUUUGGAAAUAGCGGGCAUUUCUCUUGGAUUCACUGGAUUCAUCGGUGCAAUCAUAAUAUGCGCCUUGCCUCAGUGGAGGACGUCGGCUUUCAUAGGAUCCAACAUUGUCACCGCUCAGGUCAUCUGGGAGGGCUUAUGGAUGAACUGUGUCACUCAGAGCACAGGCCAGAUGCAAUGCAAGAUGUAUGAUUCUAUGCUGGCGUUAUCUCCUGACCUGCAGGCCUCCAGAGCAAUGACAGUCGUAGCCAUUAUACUCGGAGUGCUAGGGGUGUUGAUCUCUAUUGUUGGAGCCAAGUGCACCAACUGCAUUGAAGAUGAAUCAGCAAAGGCCAAAGUGAUGAUCAUUUCUGGGAUCUUCUUCAUCCUUGCCGGACUUCUGGUCCUCAUCCCUGUCUCCUCGAGUGCGAACACCAUUAUCCGGGAUUUUUACAACCCACUAGUGGUAGAAGCGCUGAAGAGGGAGGUCGGAGCAUCGCUCUACAUUGGCUGGGGAGCAGCUGCCCUUCUUCUGAUUGGAGGGGCUUUGCUGUGCACCAGGUGUCCACCAAAAGAGGAGAAAUACAAGCCAAUAAGAAUGGCUUACUCUGCACCGGACAGCAUCACUACAGGUGAGGGAUUGUCAUGGUGCCUCUGUCAGACUCCUCCCCCCUACUCCUCUGCUCUCUCCGGACGUGACCAGCUGACUCCACUCAUCUCAUCAACAACCGCUUCUUAAGGAGAUCCACCACCAGUAUUCAACGCCAGUUCGUUGUUCCUCAAUGGGUAACUCGUCCUAGGGUACUUACCUGGUUUCCAUGGUCAACUCUGAUCCCACGUCAAGCCGCCUGCCUUCUGCCUCACCGCUCUGGAAAUCCUCCUGCCAAAUCCCUCCAGCCGCGCUGAACCUUCAAGCCAAGGACUCAAACUCAGUCCCUCGGACUCAUCCUGUCAAGCCUACGAACAACUACUACUUACCUAUAAUUAAAUCUCUCAUACUUACCUCUCGCCUCCUCAGUUUCUUCCGGGUUCCAGCAUCUGGGUCUGUCAAGUUAGACCAAUCAUGACAGGGAUGAAGCGUUGGCUGUCAAUGGAUGACAGACACCUAAUCGCAUUGGACUGUUGGAUCCACGAAGUCCAUUAAUGUCUGAGUUUAUAUCCUAGUUCAAAAAAUCAGAAAGU